Trypanosoma brucei brucei TREU927 is the source of this 552-nucleotide messenger RNA. RefSeq lists its product as hypothetical. The transcript has a single exon. The coding region runs from base 1 to 552 and encodes 183 amino acids. NCBI's taxonomy places the organism in Eukaryota, Euglenozoa, Kinetoplastea, Trypanosomatida, Trypanosomatidae. The record is from RefSeq and is a predicted model, not a curated record.
AUGCGGCGUGUUAGGGAUGGUCUCUUUCUGAGCCAUCCUUCCUCUGCUUUGCAAUGUAGUGUUGCGGUGGUGUCAACGGGAGAAUUUGACCAUCCACCAUUCCAGUUCCGUCAACGUCACACCUUCAACACCACCCCGUUGCAUGAUGCCAACCGAUUCGGUGGACGAACCGCCUACCUGCGUGAAAUUGGCCCAGUUAAUAUAAAAAAACAGGGCCGACGCUUCAAAAAGGACCCACGCACCGUGCAGUUCAAUGUGGAUGUGUGGUGCGCCCAGCAAACGCUCCGCAAGCGCUGGAAGCAACGAGAUUGGGAAGUGAUUGAGAUCCCCUUUCGCCUUGUGCCACGCGAGCAACAGCGGGUAAUACCGGAACUUUAUACGGAUAUUCCACAAAUGACGGAUCCUGCACGUAACGACUUUAGUAACAUUCGCAACAAGGUUUAUGACAGAGAAGAAUUGCAAGGGGUGCUUUUCCCCGCAGCGGGUACCAUGUUGUAUCCGCCGUUGCAGCGCGUGGACAAACAGGCGAUGACGUUAGAUAAGUACCUGUAG